CGUGCCCGUGCGCUGCGCUGACCAGCUGUUGUCGCGCGUCUCAGCUCCGUCUCGAUCCAUCGAUCUCUCCUACGCACGUAUACCUCGCGCUAGAUCGCCGUGGUCAUGAGCUGGAGCCUCUGAGAGGCCGCGAUCAGACUGGCGGCAGAGAAAAGCUGAAUGGAGACACCCAAGUACGAACGGUUGCGGAUACUUGCAUUGCUCUCGACAUGGCUGCUCCUACAGGUUGCGGUUCCGGGCGCGUUUGCAUCGUACAGCAUCGGCGUGGGCAGAGCAGACACCACUGGACCCAGUGUUGAAGUCAUUUUUAUGGGCUACGCGAACAUCGAUCAGAAGGGAUCAGGACUCCAUCUUCGAACAUUCUCCCGCGCAUUCAUCAUCGACGAUGGCGCGGAGAGGUUCGUCUUCGUCAGCGUGGACAGCGCGAUGAUAGGAAACGGCGUUCGCCAAUCGGUACUGGAGGAGCUUCACAAGCUGUAUGGCAACAUGUACACGGAAAAGAACGUGAUGAUCAGUGGCACGCAUUCGCAUUCCACACCAGGUGGAUUCAUGCUAGACAUGCUCUUUGAUAUCACCACGUUUGGCUUUGUUAAACAGACAUUCGACGCUAUGGUCCAUGGAAUAACGCAGAGUAUCCAACGUGCGCACAAUUCAAUGGUGCCAGGUCGAAUCUUCAUCGCUCAUGGAGAAAUUCUUGGCGCGAAUAUCAACAGGAGCCCUGCGGCAUACCUCAAUAAUCCUCAAGCAGAGAGAAACAAGUACAAGUACAAUGUUGAUAAAACUCUAACGCAAAUGAAGUUCAUCGCAGCAGACGAUAAACCUUUAGGUGUAAUUAAUUGGUUCCCGGUGCAUCCAACUAGUAUGAAUAAUACUAAUCAUUUAGUAUCUAGCGAUAACGUGGGCUAUGCAUCGAUUCUUUUCGAGAAGGCCAUGAACAAGAAUUCGUUGAUUGGCAAGGGUCCAUUCGUGGCAGCCGUCGCGUCCACCAACCUUGGCGAUGUUUCGCCGAACACUCGUGGCCCAAAGUGCGAAUUUUCUGGGAGCAACUGCUCUGAACAUUACACUUGCCCUGGGAAAAAGGAGAGAUGCUUCGCCUCUGGUCCAGGAAGAGACAUGUUCGAGAGCACCAGCAUCAUCGCCAACAAGAUCUUCAAGGAAUCGUGGCGUCUGUGGCACGGGGAUGCCAAGGAAGUGAUCGGGCCAAUUCGCGUGGUGCAUCGCUACGUUAACAUGGUGGAACAGACAGCUGAGUUUUAUAACACCACCAGUAGAACAACCGAGAAGGUUCACGGGUGUCUGCCAGCUAUGGGAUACAGUUUUGCAGCGGGAACAAUCGACGGACCGGGAUCAUUCGCGUUCGAACAAGGCACGACUACGGUCAACCCCUUGUGGAACGCGGUUAGAAACUUGCUGGCGACUCCCACGGCUGAGGACGUGAAGUGCCACGGCGCUAAGCCCAUUCUACUUGCCACUGGACGCAUGAUUCUGCCGUACGAGUGGCAGCCGAAAACAGUGGCCACGCAGGUUGCCAUGAUCGGGAACGUUGUCAUCGCCGGUGUGCCAGGAGAAUUCACAACAAUGUCCGGAAGAAGAUUGCGAGAGGCUAUCAAAACGGUCAUGAACGAUGCGUCCGACGACGAAACCUCCGUUAUAGUCGCCGGUCUCUGUAAUACUUACAGCGAUUACGUCACUACGCCGGAGGAAUAUCAAAUCCAAAGAUACGAGGGUGCAUCGACAAUAUUUGGUCCUCACACGCUCACGAUAUACUUGAAGCAAUACCAAGAGCUCGUGACAGCUGUCCUUCUAAACAAGAAUGUGGAAUCUGGUCCAGCGCCUGAAGAUCUAAGAAAGAAGACACUCCUUACUUUCGUGACACCCGUUCUAUACGACACACCAAAAUGGGGCAGGAAUUUCGGUGAUUGCAUCAAACAACCACAGAAAGUCGCUACGUCAGGUGACGUCGUCACUGCAGCCUUCACUGCUGCCAACCCACGCAAUAACCUGAUGACGGAGGACACAUUCCUGACAGUUGAGAGAUUGACAGAGGGUGAAGUAUGGGUGCCAGUCGCUACUGAUGCCAAUUGGGAGACCAGGUUCGAAUGGACGAGGACAUCCGUGAUUCUUGGCUCGAGUCAGGUGACCAUUACGUGGCAAGUCCCUGAAGAUAUCAAAACCGGUGAAUAUCGUAUCAGGCACAACGGCUACUACCGCUAUAUACUCGGUGGCACCUACCCUUACUACGGUGUAUCGAACCACUUCCAGGUAAAUUGAAAACCGCGCAUGAAUGUUGGAAAACUCGAUCCCUUUCUUCCUUUAUUACUAUUUUUCCUACGAU
Habropoda laboriosa is the source of this 2335-nucleotide messenger RNA. RefSeq names its product neutral ceramidase (gene CDase). The transcript has 14 exons. Gene Ontology annotation, cellular component: extracellular region. Gene Ontology annotation, biological process: long-chain fatty acid biosynthetic process; ceramide catabolic process; sphingosine biosynthetic process. Gene Ontology annotation, molecular function: N-acylsphingosine amidohydrolase activity. NCBI's taxonomy places the organism in Eukaryota, Metazoa, Arthropoda, Insecta, Hymenoptera, Apidae. The coding region runs from base 160 to 2271 and encodes 703 amino acids. The record is from RefSeq and is a predicted model, not a curated record.